Molecule: messenger RNA, 1512 nt
Organism: Seriola dumerili (greater amberjack)
Lineage: Eukaryota; Metazoa; Chordata; Actinopteri; Carangiformes; Carangidae
Product: interleukin-1 beta-like
Exons: 5
Coding region: 109-849 (246 amino acids)
Biological process (GO): immune response; cellular response to lipopolysaccharide; neutrophil activation
Molecular function (GO): cytokine activity
Source: RefSeq, a predicted model, not a curated record
GGUCAGCACAGGCGGACAGAACAACACUGACAGGACAAGCUUAACCAAGAACAGUAAAACAACUUCUUCUCUACUGACUUCAACAGACCUUCCUCAAUUCAGAAAAAGAUGGAAUCCGAGAUGAAAUGCAACUUGAGCGAGAUGUGGAGCUCCAAGAUGCCCAAGGGACUGGACCUGGAGAUCUCCCAUCAUCCAAUGACAAUGAGGCGUGUGGCCAACCUCAUUAUCGCCAUGGAGAGGCUGAAGGCCGGCACAUCAGAGUCAGUGCUGAGCACCGAGUUCAGAGAUGAAAACCUGCUCAACAUCAUGAUGGAGAACAUAGUGGAAGAGCAUAUUGUGCUCGAGCUCAGCUCAGCUCCACCAGUUCAGUUCAGCAGGACAGGGGAGUACCAGUGCAGUGUGACCGACAGCCAGAAGAGGAGCUUAGUUCUGGUCGAAAACAGCAUGGAGCUCCAUGCAGUGAUGCUGCAAGGAGGCAGUGACAACCGCAAAGUGCAUCUGAACAUGUCAACCUAUGUGCACCCUUCACCCAGUACCGAGGCCAGACCUGUGGCUCUUGGCAUUAAAGACACAAAUCUCUACCUGUCAUGCCACAAGAAAGGUGAUGUGCCAACCCUGCACCUGGAGGCAGUGGAAGACAAAAGCAGUCUGCUGAGGAUCAGCCCCGAAAGCGAAAUGGUGCAAUUUCUGUUCUACAAACGGGACUCUGGGCUGAACAUCAGCACCCUCAUGUCUGCCUCCUUCCCUGACUGGUACAUCAGCACAGCAGAGCAUGACAACAAGCCGGUAGAAAUGUGCAUGGAGAGCGCCAAACGCUACAGAACCUUCAACAUCCAGCGUCAGAGUUAAAACUUGUCAAAGACACCCAAAGUGGAGUGUGGAUCUGUAUUUUGGGUCAUCUUUGUCGCCUUUUAACUAGAACAUCUGUGUAUUGAACAGUGUAAAAUGUACUGUACUUCAGCUAUUUUAAUUCAAAUAAUCAACAACAAAGAUAUAAUUACUUUAAACAAACGUACUACCAUUGUCUGCCAGAAAGAUGCAAGUUUUGCAAUGUCUAUUUACUGUAUGUACCAAGUACAGAAAGUGAAAUGCUUAGUGUAUUGACUCUCUCUCAAAUUAAAUCGAAGGCAACUGGACUUGUAUUUGUCUGUGGAAGACAUUUCGCCUCUUAUCCAAGCGGCUUCAUCAGUUCUUAUGUAUUGGUCUCUCUAGUCCACACUCGUCAGACUAGUGUGGACUAGAAAUACAAGUCCAGUUGCCUUCGAUUUAAUUUGAGAGAGAGAUAUCUAUGACCUGGACGAAUGAGAACAUUCACAGACUUAGUGUAUUGACAUAGUCAAGUUCCACCACAUGGUGGCAUUGUUGUGCUGACUGGAAAGCAGACUGUGUAUUUACAUGACACACUGUUGACGCUUUUAUCUAUUUAUUUAUCCAUUUAUUUAUCUAUGUAUGCACCAUUUUAACAUAUGUAUUUAUUUGGAAAUCUGCUUUCUUGCAAUUAUUUAAAUGAUC